Molecule: messenger RNA, 1953 nt
Organism: Plectropomus leopardus (leopard coralgrouper)
Lineage: Eukaryota; Metazoa; Chordata; Actinopteri; Perciformes; Serranidae
Source: RefSeq, a predicted model, not a curated record
AUGCGCCACAUUUAUGUUGUUGUUUGUGGCGGUAAGAUGGCGGCGCUCGGAGACACCUCAGCUCCGGGGGUGAAUGGGUUAAUACAACAAUUCACAGCAAUAACAGGAGCCACAGAGAGUGUAGGAAAACAUAUGUUGGAAGCAUGCAACAACAACCUGGAGAUGGCAGUGACCAUGUUUCUGGACGGAGGCGGGAUUGCAGAGGAGCCCAGCACCAGCUCCAGUUCAGCAGCUUCAAGCAGCAGAGCUCCCCCUUCAGAUGAAGUACGAGCACCCAUUCCCCAGAAACAGGACAUAUUGGUGGAACCUGAACCGUUGUUUGGAGUGCCAAAGCGAAGAAGACCUGCUCGAUCAAUAUUUGAUGGUUUCCGAGACUUCCAAACAGAAACAAUUCGUCAGGAACAGGAGCUGCGUAACGGUGGAACAGUGGAUAAGAAACUGAGCACCCUGGCAGACCUUUUCCGUCCCCCCAUUGAGCUCAUGCACAAAGGCAGCUUUGAGACGGCAAAAGACUGCGGACAACUAGAGAACAAGUGGCUGAUGAUCAACAUUCAAAAUGUUCAGGACUUUGCCUGCCAGUGCCUGAACAGGGAUGUUUGGAGUAACGAUGCAGUGAAGACCAUCAUCAGAGAGCACUUCAUAUUCUGGCAGGUGUAUCAUGACAGUGAAGAGGGACAAAGAUACAUCCAGUUCUAUAAGCUGAACAAGUUUCCCUAUAUUUCCAUCCUUGAUCCCCGCACAGGUCAAAAAAUGGUGGAGUGGAAUCAGCUGGACGUGACAUCGUUUCUGGAGCAGACGACUGGAUUCCUGGCAGAGCAUGGGCAGCUCGAUGGGCCAUCCUGUCACGCACCCCCUGCCAAACGAGCUCGCUCUGAGAGUCUUAUUGAUGCCAGUGAAGACAGUCAGCUGGAGGCAGCGAUCCGAGCCUCCCUACAGGAGACCCACUACGAGUCCUCAAAUGCUCCAGAAGCCCCCGAUUCUCCUCGAUCAGAUGACGAAUCAGACGCAGAGCCUUUCUCUGACAGCGAAGGUCCCAUCUCUGUCGAUGGCUCAGACAGCGAAACGCCAGCACCCCACGAAGAGAAAAGUUCUACCAGCAAACACACCCAGCUCCCUCCGGCCACUGCGGCCCAGCAACGUCUGCAUCCUGAUAGCUCUACUGCUUCUUAUAGAAAGUCUCCAUACAAAGAAAACAACCACAGUCACAAGAAAGAGGAGAGCAAAAAGAAUCAUUUGGAGCCCUCGGCUGCUCGUCAUCCUCAGCCUGACGCUGAUUCUGGAGGUAACCACUGUCCUCCAGCGGCCGAAAGUGCUGGACCCUCUAAGACUAGCUCCACCAAAACCUGUCACCUGGACUGUCCUGAUGACAACGGUCCUAAAGCCAGGUUGAUGCUCCGUUACCCAGAUGGACAGAGAGAGCAAAUUUCCUUGUCUUCUCAAGCAAAACUUUUGGCCCUGGUAAGACACGUCCAGUCGAAAGGUUACCCGAACGAACGCUUCGAACUUGUCACCAACUUUCCCAGAAGGAAGCUGGCCCACUUGGACUAUGACAUCACGCUGCAGGAGGCAGGCCUUUGUCCACAGGAGACUGUAUUUGUGCAGGAGAGGAACUAGCCUUGUCAGAAACACUCACUUUUUGCUUGUGUAUCUCUCUGGUAGACCUCACCCUUUCACCAAUGAUCUGGGACGGCCUCGAUCCCAUAACCUUCUGUCUUCUUGGAAUUAGGCCCUGUUUUUGCCAAGACAACUCUUAGUGGAUGGACAUCUUUCACCGCCACUCCAUUAGUCUGAAUACUGACGUCUCUACUGACAGCCUAAUCCCUUUGUAGUGCUCUACAAUUGGCCAGUAAGGUGUUACAGAUGUUGGCACUCUUUAAUUUUAUAAUGCAAUUUAUUCUUUUCUGAUGCAGGCUUCAUUUUUUUUUCUGAGGCUCAUCAGGAUAGAAUAUAUAU